CGCAAGACCUAAUACCUCAAACUUUUAAAACAUUGUUUGGUAAUGUAUUAUAUAUUGUUUAGGCGAGUGUAUAUAUGGUCGCGGGCACUUUAAGUUCACGCAUGUUUUUCACGUCGCAGUAGUUGACGUCAAGGUUGUAGUGUAGUUUUGGUAACAGUUUAGUUGCAUGCCUACGCAAAGUAGGCUGGUUGUUUACUCUGCUCUUGCUGUUACUUUGGUUUAUCUGCUAAAUUACUAUCGGAGAAAGCGCAAGCUUAAAUUAGUUAGCGAAAGGAGCCUUUCACAGGCUUCUGGAUAUUGUCUGACUUCUCAGUCAACUUGUAUUCACGAGACGUCCGACUAUCUACAAGAUCUUGUUACUGAAGAAGGUAGUUUAAGUCCUAUUAACGCAUCUUCGGAAAGCUUUGUAAAGAUAAUCCCUGUCGACGGGUAUUCAGUGGCCCUGAAGGAAUCAGUUUCGGAAUUACAAAGUGUUUCAUUCUUAGACGCACAACCUCCAGCUGAGAAAGCAUUUUGUUCAGUGACUCCUUCAUACCUGUUACAGAUGGAAGUUAUCCAGUCGGUAACUAGUAGACUGAAGACUAACUCAGGCUCUGAAUCUGAUCGAGCUCUGACCCCUGAUUCAAACGACGGGUUGUGCGGAAUUCCGCUCCCACCAGAUGGCUUCAGUGACCCCUCAAAUGACAUAUAUGAAGCUAAUCCUGAAGAAAUAAAUGGGAAAAUCCUACCAACAGUUCUCAUCCCCAGUGAUAUGUGGGCUGAAGCUGUUGACAGGGACAUUUGGCACGAAACUUUCCUAAUACCGGCGUAUAUGGGUGGUGUGCUUAUUGGCCGACUUGGAAAGAAUGUAAGAGAGUUAAGGAAUUCGUGGCAAGCUGAAUUCAACUUAAACACCUGUCCAGGAAAACAAGACACCCUGGUUCUCAAGCUAUCGUGCCCACUGCGACACAAAAAUGACGUACUACGAUGGGUUGCUCAUCGCUUCAAAAUGCGUCCCUCCAUGACGACAAUUGGAAACCCAAGUCAGUUGAAGCGCCACCUACCUCUAGGGGAACCGGUGCCAGUUCAGAUCCGUAGUCUUUAUGGGUCUAAGGAAUUAUUCUUGACAAUACCGGAUGAAGAGUACAACAACUACUUGGAGAUGCAAACUGAACUUGACAAGGAUUAUACUUCCACUAAUAGCUACCGUAUGCAACUAUGUGAACCAGUGACGUCAGGGACAGUCGCUGUGGUACCGCAUAGUCAUGGAUUUGCAAGGGCUUUAAUUAUUAGUGUAUAUCCAACCUGGCCGAAGACCGCAUUCUACUACUUGCUGGAUCAUGGCAUAUUUGGAGUCGUACAAUUGAACAAAAUAAAGAAAAUCAGGGCGAAAUACAUGCGAGUUCCAUUUCAAGCUAUCCAUGUCAGCUGGGCUCAUGCAUUCCCCGUAUAUUCAGAUAUUCCUGAUUUACAUUUGCUUAGAACAUUCUUCAAUAGUGGUCGUGUUCAUGCAUUCGCGGUACGUAUGGAAACCUGUUGUCGAGCCUCUGUAGCCUUUGGUGAACCGUAUUCGCAGCCAUAUUCAUCUCAUGGAUUUUUGGACAUUCUAGCCAAUGCUUGCAGCAGUGGAUUAUAUAUGGCCGUUCCACUACUUAUUUAUCCUAGAAGGCAAUGUUGGCUAAAUAAUUCAUCAAUACCUUAUUAUCCUUUUACGUACAGUUACAUUGAUUACCAAUCCCUAGUCUCUUUUGCCAUCGAAGAUGAUGAGGCUUAUGCCAGUACUAAUCAGUUACCUUCAUAUCAUCAAGAUAUUAGCGAAAACCAUUCAAGUUCAGUAAAAAACCAAAAGACAGAUCAAAACAGAUUCAAUGACAAUUCCCGUUCUCAUUCAAACGGUCCUCGAUGGGGUCAUAGAAAUAAUACCACAUCGUCAAAAUACAAUAGUCGCCGACAAAACACAUCUGGAUCGAACCAUAUACAAAAGGAUUCUGUCUUAACUGUCUCUCAGAAAGAAAAUCAGUGUAAUUCAGAGGUAAAAGAAAAUACAAAUGCGACUAAACCAACAUCUGAGAGAAAUGACCACUUACAUAAAAACCAACCACGAAAACCGUUGUCAAAUCGUAAUAAUGGUGUGAAUAGUUCGGGUUGCAGUAAAGCAGUUUCAUCUAAUCACGAUAGAGUGACAACAACAAACAGUCCUGAUGAGUGAAGGUGAUUGUGUUGUUAUUAUUCCAAUUCCCUGUCUAGUAAAUCUGUUGUAUUUUCCCGUAAAGCUUUUUGCAAUUUCUUUUUUUUAAUUUCAUCAAUUAUUUUUUGUACAGUUUUUUCAAUAUGUGCCUUAUGUCUUUUAAACAUUUGUUUACCCGACAAUUUUAAGGUUUGUUCAUUUUAUGGUCCUCACGUAUUCACAUUUCUCCCACUGCUAACUAAAUAUUUGCUUACUUGGUUUGGUUAAUAUGAUUUAAUCUACUCAUUUUUUCAUGUCUUUGAGUUCCUAGCAUUUUUCUACUUAUUGGUAUAUUUAUUAACUAUACUUUCUCAUUAUGUGGAUUUUAAUUAUGACAAAGGUGUAUUUUGACAAUACUUUCACAUUUUCAAAUGUGAUGUGCUGAAAAAUACCUUGUUUUAUUCAAUAUUAUUCAUUGAGUACCACAGUUUCAUGUGGGUAUACUAAUAAAAUUUUAUCUCAGAAUUACGUCAUCCGUUGCUCCUCUGGUUUAUUUAAAAUUGAUC
Molecule: messenger RNA, 2712 nt
Organism: Trichobilharzia szidati
Lineage: Eukaryota; Metazoa; Platyhelminthes; Trematoda; Strigeidida; Schistosomatidae
Source: the annotation of a GenBank genome assembly